AUGGCUUUUAGAAAGCUACCGAUGCUAACGAAGAAUGCAAUAUCAGCGACGGCUCUGCCGAGAGAGAACAGCGCCAGGGAGGCGGCGGCGGUCUCGCUGAAAGCUGGAUCAUUCUACCCCACAGCUAUACACCUGCUUGAUCGAGCCCCCCCGGACCCGGAGGCGUCGCAUCAAAUCGAGCCCUCAUUCGAGAACACGGUCAUCACUGUGGCACUGAACCACAACAUGACGCUCUGGCUGCUCUGCUACUACGACCAGGAGCUGUGCAACCCCCAAGACUCGCCGGUCCCGAAGCGGCCGGUCCCGGCGCCCUUCUUCCGGGGCGAGGACAGGCUACGGAUCGACCGCAUGUGCUACGUCGUGCUCGUCGACGCCAUCGGCGCAGACCUCUCUAAGACGGCCGAGCGGUUCUACCCCGCCAUCAUCGAGUCGCGCGUGCUGCUCGACGUGGGUGUCUUAUUCGUCGAACACGCCCAGAUGGACUCGUGGCAGGCAGAGAGAACCUACGGCACGUCGCGCGCCGGAUCACAUCUGCUAGACCGGACCCAGGCUCCGCCCAACUACCGAGACGACGGCCACCAGGUGCCAUUAGAUGACGGUAUGGAGUAG
Messenger RNA from Lasiosphaeria miniovina, 609 nucleotides. RefSeq lists its product as uncharacterized. The record is from RefSeq and is a predicted model, not a curated record. The transcript has 5 exons. NCBI's taxonomy places the organism in Eukaryota, Fungi, Ascomycota, Sordariomycetes, Sordariales, Lasiosphaeriaceae. The coding region runs from base 1 to 609 and encodes 202 amino acids.